Molecule: messenger RNA, 312 nt
Organism: Pelobates cultripes (western spadefoot toad)
Lineage: Eukaryota; Metazoa; Chordata; Amphibia; Anura; Pelobatidae
Source: the annotation of a GenBank genome assembly
AUGUGGGAGCUUGAGCCGGGACGAGACGGCCGCUCUCCCGGGUCUCUGGCCGGCAUCUGGCUCCCCCCCCCCCGGACCGGUCUACACGGGCAACUACUGUUGCACCAAUCAGGGCCUAAAAACAACCACCCUGCCGAGGAUCAUCGGGCAGCGCUCCUCAAAAUGGCCGCCGCACGCCAGCCAUGUGCGCAACCUACCCGCAUGAUUAAGCUGAUCGCAUGGGAGACCAACCAGCACCACCUGACCACCAUCACAGCCUGCCCCAGGGAUAUGUCAGCUGACUACACUGGGACGAACCAAGGUACAGGCUAA